UUCAAGACCAACGCAGUCAGGUGUACCUGGUUCUCCUGUCGAUGGGAAUUCUUCUCAGGGUUGAUAGGUGCUUUGAAGGGUCAUCUCAACACUUGGUUAUGCAGGUUAAUCCACAGUGAUACCAGUGAUGGCAAUACAUGGUUUUGGGUGCCCAUAGCGGAUCAAGAUCACACUGUGCCUAAUUGGUGCAUUGAUGAGGGCGUGCCCAAAUUCUGUGGAGAAACAGUAGAAUCUGAGUGGUUUCCCAUGCGUCCUGGAAUGAUUGGGGACUUCAGCUUAGCACUGGACUUCUUGGAUGACUCAGAGAAAGCUUUGGAAGAGAAAAAGAAGUGGACUACAAUGGUACGCUCAUCCUUUUUUCAUGCUUUUUGCUGGAGUGCUCAUGAAAGUAGGGAACUUUCCCUUACAGUAGUGUCGACUGAGAGCAUCCCCCCAAUAUCUGCCAUGAUUUAG
This is a messenger RNA of Suillus paluster, 453 nucleotides long. RefSeq lists its product as uncharacterized. Lineage: Eukaryota; Fungi; Basidiomycota; Agaricomycetes; Boletales; Suillaceae. The record is from RefSeq and is a predicted model, not a curated record. The transcript is spliced from 2 exons. The annotation marks the transcript as partial.